This is a messenger RNA of Anopheles moucheti, 2076 nucleotides long. RefSeq names its product myrosinase 1-like. Lineage: Eukaryota; Metazoa; Arthropoda; Insecta; Diptera; Culicidae. The record is from RefSeq and is a predicted model, not a curated record. The transcript is spliced from 6 exons. Bases 262 to 1911 code for a protein of 549 amino acids. Gene Ontology annotation, molecular function: beta-glucosidase activity. Gene Ontology annotation, biological process: carbohydrate metabolic process.
GCAAGGUGUGAUCGGUGAUCCAUUGAAGAUAGUUACCUCCCGCGGAACGUGAAACCAGUGCGUCUGGUCGGUUAGCGCGUGCGAGUUACAGCGGACUACAAGCCGAACGCGAGAGUGUAGAAAAAGAGACUUGUUCAGGUGUUUACAAAUCAUACAGCCUCUACGGAGUGUGGCCCAAAGCGUACAGUGAAUCGUGUCGAAACGGAUUGGGGUCACACAGCAAAUCGAAAGAAGCGAGAAUAAAACGAACAGCACACAACAAUGGUACCCUGCAGUAGUAGCCGUCGUGUGUUCCCAGGUGUUUUAGUAGCAGUACUCGCCCUGAUUGCGCUGACGCCGGCAGUAGAGGGCAGAUUUGCGAGACGCUUUCCGUCCGAUUUUCGCUUCGGAGUUGGCAGCUCCGCGUACCAGAUCGAGGGCGGUUGGAAUGCAAGCGGCAAGGGUGAAUCAAUCUGGGACCGGAUGACGCACCGACAUCCGGAAAAGAUUGCAGACGAAAGCAAUGGAGACGUUAGCUCGGAUAGCUAUCACAAUUGGCGGAGAGACGUCCAGAUGGUGCGGGAGCUUGGGGUGGAUGUGUAUCGGUUUUCACUCUCCUGGCCGCGUAUCUUGCCGAACGGGUUCCUGAACAGUGUCAGCAAGGCGGGCAUCGCUUAUUACAGCAAUCUGAUCGACGAGCUCAUCAAGUACAACAUUACACCCAUGGUGACGCUUUACCACUGGGAUCUUCCGCAUCGUUUCCAGCAGCUGGGCGGUUGGAACAAUCCCGAAAUCAUCGGAUACUUCCAGGAGUACGCUAAAGUUGCGUUUGAGCAGUUUGGUGAUCGGGUAAAGAUUUGGACUACCAUCAACGAACCGUGGCAUGUGUGUGAGCAUGGCUACGGUGUGGACUUUAUGGCGCCAGCCCUGAACUAUCCGGGCAUUGCAUCGUACCUGUGUGGACACAAUCUGCUGAAGGCCCAUGCCGAAACGGUUCACAUGUAUCGAAGAAUCUUCCAACCGAAGCAGCAGGGCAAGAUUGGUAUUACGCUCGACACAUCCUGGCCAGAACCGGCCACCAACAGUGAGGACGAUCGUAUGGCUUCGGAAAUUGCGGCCCAAUUCUAUGUUGGCUGGUUCGGACAUCCAAUCUUCUCCGAGACGGGCAACUAUCCGCAGAUUAUGAUCGAUCGCGUUGGUGCGAUGAGUCGUCAGCAGGGCUACACCAAGUCACGACUGCCAACCUUCACCAAGGAGGAGAUCGAACGCAUCAAGGGUACGGCGGACUUCUUCGGCAUUAACUCGUACACGAGCGUGCUGGUGCGGAAAAACGAUCGCAACAAUUCGGCCAACUUCCCGGUGCCGUCCUUCAACCACGAUAUGGGCGUGGUAGAGUCCGUCGAUCCUGAAUGGCCAAAGAGUGGUUCCUUCUGGUUGCAUGUUGUACCGUCCGGCAUGAACAAGCUUCUGAACUGGAUUCGGCGCGAGUACAGCAAUCCGACGGUGUACAUUACGGAGAACGGUGUGAGCGAUCUUGGCGGGACGAACGAUGUGAAGCGUAUCGACUACUUCAACUCGUACCUGGAGGCCGUGAUGGAUGCGUUGGAAGAUGGCUGCAACAUUCAGAUGUACAUUGCUUGGAGUCUCAUGGAUAGCUUCGAAUGGAAGGCUGGCUACACCGAAAAGUUUGGCCUGUACCAUGUCGACUUUAGCAGCCCAAACAGGACACGCACACCGAAAGCCUCCGCCAAGGUGUACGCCAACAUCGUCCGCACGCAUCAGAUCGAUUGGAGCUUCCGGCCUACGCCGGAGGUGUUCAUUCUACCGCCGUCCCCGUACCAGUCGAGCAGCAAUCGGUUGAGCAUUACGGUACCGGUGGUGUGCUUGCUGGUGGCCUCCAUUGGUGCGCUAGUCAAAGUUCUGUGCUGCUAACGCAGACGCGCGUUAAACGAUCUCCCCAGCCCCGGAUGGAUGUGGAAGCGAUGGUACUUGUAAGAGAUUUAUUUAUGAACCCCCGCGUACGUGCAACGUGCGACUCAUUGUGCCUUGUGAGAUAAUUAGAUAGGGUAUAAAACGCUAGACUAUUGAUAACGAAAA